AUGAAGGAAUGGUCCUGCAUACGAAAGUAGUGCAUGUGAAAUGCCAAAACUCGGCAGCCUAGAGCGUCGCGCACAGCGUCGUGAUGUUCAGUCACGCGUGUUGCAUCGUGUGAGCAGAUCUGUGCAUGAGGAUAACCAACAUGAGGCGGUGGUGGGCUCCACUCAUCGUCGUUUACCUGUCCGUCCACCUGGCGGCCGCUCAGCACCACAGGAAAGCUCUGUAUCCAUCCGCACAUAGGAUAAAACGUGGGACAUAUUCGCUGAUCGACCCCACGUUCCAGCGUUCGGUGGAGGACGUCAACCUGCUUUUUGAGAUUCUGCUAGCCGGAAUGCAGAUCCAAGGCGUGGAGCACACCAUGCUGAUCCCAGACGAGGAGCUGGCCUCCCUGAGGAGCGUGCAGAAGCUGGAGGUGAUCUGUAACGACGUCCUGCCCAAGAGUCUCUCCGACAUCCGGCGUCUGACAGCAGAGCUCGCCUGGCGCCGGCAACCCCUGAGCCGGCAGGACUUUGAGAGGACGGUGCUGACUCUGGUGUACACGACUCAGACGCUGGCUCGAGUCAGCACCCAGCAGCAGAGAGAGGCGUGGACGGACGCUGUGAUACAGCUGUUCAGAGCCGUUCAGAAGGACCUCAGACCUUCCUGAGGUGGUGUGUGCGUCCUGGUUUUCCACACGUCCCACAUACUAAUUCUAUACAGUAUGCAGUAAAGUAUAUACUGAGUGUUAUAGCAUACUAUUUUACUAUUUUUGCAGUUAUACAAGAAAUCAGUGUUUGACUAAAUAAUUGAAUUAACCCAAGGUCUGGUAACUGCUCUGCACAUUGAAAAUGAUGCUAAAGGGGUAUCGGAGCCUUAAUAAGUGAUGCAAAGCGCCUGUGUGUGACGAGUUGUUCCAGAGCUUUCAACCACAUCUUGCAGUCUUCCUCAGCUGAUUCCAGUCAUUAUUUCGACCAGCUGAGCUUUCAAAUGCUUCUGCUGUUAAGAUUUUCUUGUCAAAACUGAACUUUCAGCACUUGAAUUCCGCUCCUGAUUUGCUCAAAUAUAUCAUAAAUAAUAAAUAACGCAUUUACGAUGAGAAAGAUAAAUAUUUUUGAAUUUUUGAAUCCUUUUUCUUUGUUUUCUAUGACUACCCGUACUCAAAAACCAAGCGUAUUUAGUGUUUAUCCCGAUACCCAUAAUUACAGUCUUGAGCCCUGACGCACACAUUUAGACACCCCCAAUGUUAGACAAGCGUGUCCCAUGUCUGGAAAAUCAUGAAACACAGUAAAACCUAACUUGACACUCACUCACUUGACUUAAAACCACUUUGAAGAAUUAUUCAGAGCACGACUACACACGUACAGCUGGUGUGAAUGCUGGUGCUGGUGUGAAUGCACCUAAAGACUUGUGACAAUCAUCAACAAACAUGCAGAAGUUGUAGUUUACGCCACGCUGGAUUCAGUCAUGUAUUCUUCUUGUGUUUUAAAAAUAAAAAUGAAGCAUAUCCUUUUGUCAAUGAUUGUGAAAAAUAAGUCCCGUCUCUACAGAUUUAACCAGAAACCAUUCAACAUACUAUGUCUCCUCCAUGUGCAUCUAUUACUUCAUUAUACAUGUUUACACUACAGAUGAAGACAGGAAACAGAGGGGUGUAACUACAUCAAAGGUCCCUCUCU
This is a messenger RNA of Chelmon rostratus (copperband butterflyfish), 1650 nucleotides long. Its product is annotated as protein FAM180A. NCBI's taxonomy places the organism in Eukaryota, Metazoa, Chordata, Actinopteri, Chaetodontiformes, Chaetodontidae. The coding region runs from base 126 to 644 and encodes 172 amino acids. The transcript has 3 exons. The record is from RefSeq and is a predicted model, not a curated record.